Molecule: messenger RNA, 1410 nt
Organism: Fundulus heteroclitus (mummichog)
Lineage: Eukaryota; Metazoa; Chordata; Actinopteri; Cyprinodontiformes; Fundulidae
Gene: bsnd
Product: barttin CLCNK type accessory subunit beta
Exons: 3
Coding region: 707-1072 (121 amino acids)
Biological process (GO): chloride transport
Cellular component (GO): basolateral plasma membrane
Molecular function (GO): chloride channel regulator activity
Source: RefSeq, a predicted model, not a curated record
CACACAUCGGGAGGGCGAUGAAAUAGCAAAAGCAGUGGCUUUGCUGUGUCCUGUCAGAGCGUUCCGUUUUCACAUAGAGGUUGCUGGACACGAGUCAACAAAGAGAUGCUGGCCUUGUUUCAGACACCAAAUUGGGCUAUCCUGCUAACCCGCUGGAUUUCAUGGGACUCCUGCGCUGCAAAGCGGUGACAGCAGAAUGCUAACAGCACAUGGUUACAGAUCGCUCAGCUGUGUAGCCGCUGUCGGCCCGGCCGCCUGUUGUUAGCUUUCUUGUGACAUUGCCAUAAACCCGAGCUAACAAAUAGCCGAGCAGCUUUCUCGGGCCGGUGUUGGCCGUGAUAAACACUGGCUUGUUUGUUAGUGGAGAGGAAAUCCCUGGAGAGGAGGGAAGGGAGGGCAUCUCCAAAAACUAAGACUGACAGCCAAUGGAGCCGUGCUCAGAAGCUGAGCGGUGAGAUUUAUUUUCCUUUUUUUCCCCCCCGCCCAGGAGACUGAAGCAAGGUGACCUUUCAGGUACAGACGCACACCUGCAAUUUUCCACCUGACCUGAGCAGGCUGUCUGCAGGCUGUAAUAGGCAGCCGAGUGGAACCAUGACUGCCCUUUCUCCACCCUCACCUUCAAGCUCCGUCACACAAAAGGCCGCGCCACAUCUUCCCCCCCCCUCUGCACUUCAAGUUCACACGAGGGCGGCGGAGACUUGCUGCGAUGGUGGAGGGCAAACCUUAUCGAUACGGGCUGAUCGUGGCCGGCCUCUCUGUGGUGGCCCUGGGCCUCUUCAUCAUGAUCCAGGAGCGGCCGCACGUCUAUGUCACUAUGUGCGUCCUUGGCGUCGCCAUGGUCUGUGCCGGGACAGCGUGGAGCCUCUGCCAGUGCUACCCUAAGGUCAUUGUGACGCCUGUGAUUCAGAAGGAAAGCCUGGAGGAUUUAGUGUGUUCUGCGCGGGAAGCCAGAGACGACAGGGACGCUGAGCCUGGGUCGGGUUCCGGCUGCCAAAAGUCCAGCAGUGGGCCAUUUCUCCCUGAGGUGCCAAAGAGUGAGCGUCACAGCUGUCCCACACUGCACCUGGUCUGAAGGAGAGAGUCCCACCGGUCCGGGUCAACUAAACAGGGUCCCACAGCUCAGAGGAGGGGGGGGGUGCUGCACUCAGGACUGUGGAGAUACCCCAUAAAGCUGCAACAUCACAUGGUGCAACUUCUGUGCCGUUAUUGAAAGAAGCCAAAUGUUCAUGAGUGGACCGGUGCUGCAGGGAAAUGUUAAUAAAGAUGAACAUGUUUUGCUUGGUAGUCCCAGAAGGUGGCGCUGUUUACAGUGAAAAGGAAGGAUUUCUUUUUUGACGUUCCACCUGAUGAACAUCUGAUUAUUAUUUUUUUAAAUAAACUUUCUACACCUCCCUCAUCCUGGGGUGUGCG